Molecule: messenger RNA, 1691 nt
Organism: Arvicanthis niloticus (Nile rat)
Lineage: Eukaryota; Metazoa; Chordata; Mammalia; Rodentia; Muridae
Gene: Neurl1b
Product: neuralized E3 ubiquitin protein ligase 1B
Biological process (GO): ubiquitin-dependent endocytosis
Cellular component (GO): early endosome
Molecular function (GO): ubiquitin protein ligase activity
Source: RefSeq, a predicted model, not a curated record
GCCCCCGGCCCGCCCAGCUAGCCCCGCGCCGCGACUCUCUCGGAGCAGCGAUGGGCAACACGGUGCACCGGACCCUGCCAGAUUCUAGCCCUCCUGCACGCCUCCUGGCCACCCGGCCUUGCUACGGCCCGGGCCCGGAGAGGCGAGCCGUCCUGGGCGAGGCGCCGCGCUUCCAUGCGCAGGCCAAGGGCAAGAACGUGCGUCUGGACGGCCAUUCGCGCAGGGCCACGCGGCGGAACAGCUUCUGCAACGGUGUCACCUUCACGCAGCGGCCCAUUCGCCUGUACGAGCAGGUGAGGCUGCGCCUGGUGGCCGUGCGUCCUGGCUGGAGCGGCGCGCUGCGCUUCGGCUUCACUGCGCACGACCCAUCGCUCAUGAGCGCACAGGAUAUUCCGAAGUACGCCUGCCCGGACCUGGUCACACGGCCUGGAUACUGGGCCAAGGCGCUGCCCGAGAACCUGGCGCUGCGGGACACGGUGCUGGCCUACUGGGCCGAUCGCCAUGGUCGCGUCUUCUAUAGUGUCAACGAUGGCGAGCCCGUGCUGUUCCACUGUGGCGUGGCCGUGGGAGGCCCACUCUGGGCACUCAUCGACGUCUAUGGCAUCACGGACGAGGUGCAGCUGCUGGAAAGCACCUUCGCAGACACGCUGACCCCCCUGCGCCUGGGCCAGGCCCGCCUCAGCGCCUGCCCCCCUCCCGGCAGCCACGACGCUGCCAACUUCGACAACAACGAGCUGGAGAACAACCAGGUGGUGGCCAAGCUGGGUCACCUGGCUCUCGGCCGUCCUGAUGCCGCUGUCCCGUGUGUGGCCCGCGAACGCGCGAGGCCCGCCUCAUCGCCUGCGCUGCUGGAUGCCGAGCUGCGCUUCCAUGCUACGCGUGGCCCCGAUGUGAGCCUGUCCGCCGACCGCAGGCUAGCCUGUGCUCCCCGCCCCGAUGGCGGACGCACGCUCGUGUUCUCCGAGCGGCCGCUGCGACCAGGGGAGAGCCUGUGCGUGGAAGUGGGGCGCCCGGGGCUGGCGGCGCCCACGGCUGUGGCCUUCGGCAUCACGUCCUGCGACCCUGGCGCGCUGCGGCCAUCUGAGCUGCCCGCCGAUCCCGCUGCACUGCUGGACCGCAAGGAAUACUGGGUGGUGGCGCGCGCCGGACCGGUGCCCAGCGGAGGCGACGCGCUCAGUUUCACGCUGCGACCCGGUGGCGACGUCCUGCUGGCGGUGAACGGGCGCCCCCGGGGACGCCUGCUGUGCGUGGACACCUCGCAGGCGCUCUGGGCCUUCUUCGCUGUGCGCGGCGGUGUGGCGGGCCAACUGCGGCUCCUGGGUACCCUACAGUCCAGUCCUGAGACCACAACACCAUCAGGGUCCUUCAGCGGCUCCCAGGAUGACAGCGAUUCAGACAUGACCUUCGGCAUCAACCAGUCGUCCUCAGCAUCAGAAUCGUCUCUGGUGACAGCCCCCAGCUCCCCACUGAGUCCCCCGGUGUCCCCAGCCUUCUCUGCACCGGAGCCGGCAGGCAGCAGGAAUGGAGAGUGCACAGUGUGCUUUGACAGCGAGGUGGACACAGUCAUCUACACGUGUGGACACAUGUGCCUGUGCCACAGCUGCGGCCUGCGGCUCCGAAGACAGGCACGGGCCUGCUGUCCCAUCUGCCGGCGGCCCAUCAAGGAUGUUAUCAAGAUCUAUAGGCCGUAG